AGUACUGACCAAAGCAUUGACAAAGCCAAAGUAAUACUGUGCAGCGUGUCUGUCUAUGGGGCUUAUUAACUUGGACUAACAAUAUUUAUAGUUAUAUUUAGAGAUAAAACUAAUAUCGAGCUGUUAUCUUGCCCAGGUUGUUUGUCUUUACACUGAUCUGCUCAGGUCGGACUUGCAAAUUCGAUGAUACAAGGCGUGCCAGUACCCUGUACAUGUGAUAGCGAGGGGAGGUGAUUUUGUUAGAGUUCGCUGGGGGACCGAUUGCAUUGCUUGAGAGUCUGACCUCCCCAGAGCGGUCUGCAGAUUAGAUUUGGAUUGCUGGAUAUUUCUUCUCGUUUUGAAAUUGUUUGCGACUGUUACCGAAAGCGAAGGGGAAGAGAAAGGACUCAGUGUUUUCAACUAUGGGAGCAUCGACAUCUGCGCGGCGGGACGGCAAGAGCCCGGGGGAUGCAUCCACGGCCCAGGAGCAGGAUGUGCUUUCGAACGAGAGUCAGGGAGGGGAGAACGUUGGUUCAAAGCUCCUACAGAAGAAUGGGAAGAUCUCUGAUCUGAAUGGGAAAACAGAUGACCAAAUAGAGGGCUUCGAUGGCCGCUCUGGGGAGAAAGUCCUGGCAGAAGUUGGUCAGACAGACUCUGUGUUGGUGUCUCAGAAGGAUGAUAUCCUAGAGGUCAUGGAGGUGCUCCAAGAUGAAGUCACUACUCUGACAGCAGAGAAGGAAUUGCCCAAAAUUUAUAGCCCGUCUCUAACAGACGAGAAAGCCACCAAUGAAGAGCCAAACGAUGCUAGGGAAGUUGGAUUCAAGAAAAUCUUCAGAUUUGUUGGGUUUAAAUUCACACUUAAAAAAGACAAGCCUGAAAAACCUGCCCCUGUGCAACCGACUGUCAACGAAGAGGAGGCAGAAGAAGCAAUUGGCCCUGAGAUCACUGAAAAAAUUCCAGAGGUGCUGGAUGGUAGAGAAGGAGCCUCUGAAUCUCCCACUGAAGUUGUUGUCUGUAAGGGAGUGGACAAGGAGACAACUGAACAGUCUGUAGAGCAGACAGAGAAUAUUGAGGAGAUAACCCCAGAGGCAGAGCCUCCCAUAAGCCCCGUUGUCCAGGAGAUCCAGUCACCAAUAAAAAGAUUCUUCACACAGGGCAUUUUCUCCAGUUUAAGAAAAAGAUCCAGCUUUAAAAAGCCUGCAGAAGAAGCACCACUUAAAGAGAAGGUUGUAGAAAAAGAAUCUAAUACGGAAAAGGCAGAAUCCCCAAAAGAGGAAAGUAAAACCUCCACAGAAGACGAGGUCCCAUCUCGACCUGAGCACGAACACCAGAGUACUGCACCAGAGGAACCUAAGGUUGGGUCGCUCACUGAAAUAACACUGGCUGCUGAAGAGAAACAAAAUGAGGGUAAAAUUGAGGUUAAAGCCCACACCGUUCAAACUGCUUCAGAGGAAGACACAAGUACCCUGCCAGCUGACACUGGUAAUGACAUUAAGGCUACAGAACAGGAAUCAGGGGACACUGUUAGUGAGUGGACAUGUCCUGACAAGGUCAAACCAGUGUUAACAACUGAGGCAAACCUUCUGUCAUGUCAAGAAAAGGUUAAGAACCAUGGAAGUCCAUUAAAAAAACUAUUCACUGGGACGAACUUGAAGAAACGUUCCAAGAAACUGAAAGGAAAGAGAGAGGCUGAGACAAAGUUAAGCACAUCUGGUGAGCCUGCUGCUGAACAGCUUCAGUCUUCUACUGACUCAGCUGAGAGCCCUAGGAUUGACAGCUCCUUCUCUUCUCCUGAGGAAUCAACAGAAUAUGUCAAUGGUGAUCCCCUGCAAGCUGAAGCUGAAGCAGACAAAGUCAGCUCAGACGAGGAAAGGAAGAGGGAUGGGAUCCAGCCAUGGGCUUCCUUCAAAAAGCUCAUGACACCAAAGAAACGAGCAAAAAUGUCUUCAGAGAGUGAAGAUGAGGCUGCUGAAAAGCCCAAGACAGUGACUCUGUCCUCAGUGAACAAUUCUGUGUUCACCGAACAGCAGGAAGAGCAGAAACCCAGUGAAGAAAAAAAGGUGGAACUCAGCACAGAAGAACCCCCCAGAAAGAAGGAAUCAUCUAUGUCCUGGGAAGCCCUACUCUGUAGGGGGUCUGCUAAAAAGAGAGCCAGGAAAACAUCUGACUCUGAUGGGGAGAAGGUGGAGGAGGAUGAAGAUCCUGGGAGAACGGUUGGAUCUCCUAUUGGAAGUUCCCAAGAUGGGGAGCAUGAAUUGUUAAUGUCCUCUCCUGAACAAGCAGGGAGCCCCUCUGAAGGAGAUGGAGAGUCCACCUGGGCAUCUCUGAAAAGGCUUGUCACCCCACGAAGGAGGGCCAGAUCUGAGGAUAGAGCUGAAGAUUUUGCUGGGUUCUCUGCCGAACAGGUACCCUCAGACAGUGAGAUGCCCAAAGAAGAGACGUCGUUUUCCCUUAAGAGGCUCAUCCCUGGCCGUAGAAAGAAAGGGCUGGAUGGAAAGCAGGAGCAGGUUUUGUCUGAUGAGGGUGGCAAGGACUUUGGAUCAGCUGAGGAGGACUCAGACACACCUGCCGUGAUUCCUUUGUCAGAAUUUUACUUAACAGAGUUUGAGGAGGUGGGUUUCAUCCCUAAAGGGGAGGCAGCAGAGAAGCAAAUGGACACCAUUGAUCCUGAGGUAACAAAGCAAGAGUUGCCUAUUCCAGAGCCUACAGUCACAGUUCCUCAUGAAACCUUGCCCACUGAAGUCAAAGAAACACAGGACACACUCAUAGAUGGCAUGGAGGAACAAUCAGCUUCCUGGAUUCUAACCACAGCUGAGGUGGAGACUGAGGAUAAAACUGAGAGCAUAACUACACAUCAGCAGUUAAGUGAUAUACCAGAAGAAGGGGCAAUUGAGGAUACAGCUGUUACCCCAAAGUCUAUGGCUGAAGAGGUUUGUCAGGAUGACACAAUAGCUGAAGAUGUUAUUGAGUUGACGUCUGAGGCUGUGACAGCACCAGAGGAGGCAUCAGAAGAGUCAUUUGCAGAGGAAUCAACAGAAAUGAUUUCAGCAGUUUCCCGUCUGACAGAUUCUCCUGGAACAUCUGGAGAGACUACACCAGUGGCAGCACAGUAUGAGGUGAAAGAAACAAAAGCUGUUCUGCGAGAUGCUGUGGAAAAUAUCAACUUAUCUGUAGACAUCAUAACUGCAACAAAAGAGGUAGAAAAGGUUUUAGUGACACACGCAAUAUCAGAGACCACAGCUUUCUGUAUAGGCCUGGACUCACAGGAAAUCCAACCUGUUGAGGAAGCCCGAGUGAAAAUCUAUGUGGUGGGCGUCCCUGAAGUCAGUGAGGUGCUAUCUGCAGAAAUAGUGUCGGAAGCUAAGAGAGAUAAGAUUGAAGUUGUUGGAAUAACCCAGGAGGAAGUCUAUGAAGCUCAGGUUGAAGUGGUCAAGACUGAAUUCAAAGAAGAGGUGGCAGAAGCGAUUCCACAAGUCAUGGAGGUGGAGGUUGAGCAAAUUAAUUCAGUGAAAAAUGUGUCCACAUAUAAUGCACUUGAUAAAAUUUCUGAGGUUAUGCAAAUGGAAGAAGCAGAAUCAGUAAAUGAACUACAGGAACUCAGACCAGUUCAAAAAUAUGAGCCUGAGGAGGAAGAGGAACCCCUCUGCAGUCCGUCUGCACAAGUCAUUAAAGCACCCAUCAUGAAAGGAGAAAAAGAGGAGGAACUAGACAGAGCUGAUAAGUCUGAAGGUAAUGUGAAAUAUUACCCAAUGCCAGGUGUGAUCCACUGCCUAAGAGAGGAAUUCAGUGCCUGCAUGUCUGAGCCUCCCACUGCUGAAAACGCAGGAGACCAGGAGACUCCAAUUAAUGCAGAGGCAGCGAUCAGCAUUAUCAACCCAUCCACUGCAUCCACUGAAUCAGAAAUACAGGACAUUACAAAUGAAGUCACAAUAGAAAGAGUUUCUUCCAUACAAUUUAUGGAUAGCCAUGAAAUCGAUGUCCUGUUGGAAGAUACGGAAUUUCACUCAGCAGAAUCCAUCAUUGAGGCAGAAAUCGAAGCUGCAUUAACUGAUACCAUUUUUGGGGAGGACAUUUAUGAGAGAGUGGAGGAAAAGCAGGAAGUGAUGAUUGCAGAGCAAGUGACCAAAUUGGCAACCACUGAAGAGCAGAGCUCAAUUACUGUUCAGGAGACACUUGAAAAUGUGUUGGAAAGCUUAAUAGAACCAGCAACAGAAUUGGAGGCUGCUGAAUCACAUGAGGAAGAGGGAAAAUGCACAUCAAUUCUGGAAAACUUAAUACCAGCAAGCAAAUUAAUAGAGGAACCACAGAUAGCAAAGGAGCCUGAAGCAGUGUCAUUGAUUGUUAAUAAAGCUGAAAAAAUACCAGAGGACAUAAAAUGUUUAACAAUGCUAUCAGAUGCCUCUAUUGAGGUAGAAGUGCAGUCACCUACAGGUCAGGAAGCAGAAGAUGUGCCCACACAGUCAGAAGCGGUAGAGGCAGAAUUAAGUGAUGUUCAUGUGUUAGAGGAAACGGAGAUAGCAGCAGUGACUGAGACAUAUGUGAGACCCAUUCUAGAGGAAAAUCCGAUUGAUGAAAGUAUUCCAAUGGAAGCAAUAGAAAGCCUUGAAAAAACUGCAGGGCAUCAUGAAGAGGAGCAGAGAAGCAAAAAUCAGGGAGUGGAUACAGAAACACCGGACAUGGAAGUUAAAUUUCUGGAGGAACAAAUGGAAGAAGAUGGUAAAGAAACUAUGGGAGCGGUAUCUCUGGAAGAGGGGAGACGAGAGAUGGGGAAAAAUGUAGAGAAUCAUCUACAGUCAAAAACACAGGCAGAGGCAGUGGAACAUGACCAGAACCAGGAGGACAGUGAAGGAUGUUCACAAAGAGAGACACACAUAAUUAUAGAGCUGCAACAAGAUAACCCUCUGUGUCCCCAAUAUACGCAAGAUAUGGAUGUUUUUCUCAGCUAUGAAGAAGAAUAUGUGAUGGUCAAGCAGGAAGAUGUGAAAGAGGUAUCACUUAGUGCUCUUGCACCACAUGUUCCCAGCCAGAUGAAGGAUGUGGAAGACUUCCUGAGCCAGACUAGAGUCGCAGGAGAAACUUUACAUCCAGGGGAAAUGAAUAAAGAAUAUGCACAGCAGGACUCACCGUAUGAAUUACAGAGUGUGAACAGUGAAAUGUCAAAAUAUCUCACAGAAACUACUGACGCUACAACAGAACAAUGUAGCCAGAAGGACAAAUACGUCCAAAGUCAAGUUGUGAAAACAGUUAUCCAGAUGCAAAUGCCACUGACAGGAACACGUAAACAAGAGGUAGAAAUCACUGAAGACCAGAGUCGCAUUGUUGAGGAAACACAGUUUGAGAAUGCAGCCGACAGCAUGACUCAAGAUGCUGCAGAAUCAAAUGAGGAAGGUGGUGAGAUUUUUACCAGCUGUUUAAUUAGUCAGGAACUAGAGGGAGACAUUACCCAAAAGCCCAUGAAAGACUCUGAACAAACUACAGCGACAACAAACUUAGAGGCAGUGAGUGAAAUAGCAAAACCAGAGGAUGCACAGAGCCAAGAAGGGUCAUCAGAAGAAGUGAUAAGAAAAGCCUCUGAAGAUGGCACCAUUCAAGAGGUGCUCAUGAAAAAUGAAACAAUGAAGAAGAGUCAAACCCAGGCUUCUGGUGAUGGGCAAGCAGGAGCUUUUCCUGCUGAGGUAAAAGAACAGGCAUCAGCUAUACAAAACAUCACAGACCACUUAAGGGGAGAUGCAGAGGCUAUGAACCUGAUAGCUCAGAUUGAAACAGUAGAGGCAACCGUGGAGGCAAUAGAAGAGCUGAUCAGCAAAAUGGAACCAAAUUCUACAGAGCUAACAGCAGCAUCUUGAACUGAUAUCUACAUGAUCUGUCUGGAAAAUUGAUUGACCGGAAGGGCUUGAGAGACUGAUUCCAGGAGUGGUGUCCCUAACUGAAGGCCAUCUCCGCCCUUCUCCUGGCACCACCUGCCAAUCCGACCCA
Messenger RNA from Anguilla anguilla (European eel), 5955 nucleotides. RefSeq names its product A kinase (PRKA) anchor protein 12a (gene akap12a). The record is from RefSeq and is a predicted model, not a curated record. NCBI's taxonomy places the organism in Eukaryota, Metazoa, Chordata, Actinopteri, Anguilliformes, Anguillidae. Gene Ontology annotation, cellular component: cytoplasm. The transcript has 4 exons. Gene Ontology annotation, molecular function: protein kinase A binding; calmodulin binding. Bases 402 to 5825 code for a protein of 1807 amino acids. Gene Ontology annotation, biological process: signal transduction; regulation of protein kinase C signaling.